Tribolium madens (black flour beetle) is the source of this 12567-nucleotide messenger RNA. Its product is annotated as dynein axonemal heavy chain 1-like. The transcript is spliced from 38 exons. Lineage: Eukaryota; Metazoa; Arthropoda; Insecta; Coleoptera; Tenebrionidae. The coding region runs from base 273 to 12485 and encodes 4070 amino acids. Gene Ontology annotation, molecular function: ATP binding; minus-end-directed microtubule motor activity; dynein intermediate chain binding. Gene Ontology annotation, biological process: microtubule-based movement. The record is from RefSeq and is a predicted model, not a curated record. Gene Ontology annotation, cellular component: dynein complex.
UGCAUCAAUCUGAUAAAUUGUCGAUUGACCGACAAUCAGUUGGAAAAGAUGGAAAAACAGUGCUAGAAUGCCCCAAGGUCACAACGAGGGGCUAUUAUUCGGAAAUUAUAACGAGUGAAGACUAUGGGUGCGCCGUGGAUGCCGAGGGUUUGAUAGGUUGUUCCCGAAAAACAAAUUUUUUAUGGCAAGUCAAAACCGAAAAACACGCCCCAACAGUUUUCAAAUUUCAAUCACCGAGAAAAAAACUCGACUUAAAAGAUGCCGAAAGGUGGAUGACGUUCGACGAGGAUGAGUUAAUUGAAUUUUCUGUUGAUACUUUCAAACCGAAAGUGCAGCUCCAGCAAACUGUUUACCCCUUUGAGAUGACCCGGAGUGUAGCUACGGAGCGGCUACGCAGGUCUUACCAGGCUAAGAAUAUUCAAUUAUUGCUCGAGAAAUUGAAGAUCGAACCGACCCAUAUGGUUUCAGUGCAGCUUUUAGAACAAUACUACCCCAAUAAGGUUCCUCACGUUAACAUCACCACGAAUUACCUGCCUUUGGAACUAUUUGACGACGAGGAAUACGAUUGCAGAACACCGGAAAAUUGGUUAGAAUUGGGAAUCGUCAAAGGUAUGCGCAAUCCCCUACCUGGCGAAGCCUUCGUACCUGUUGAAUCUUACGUCUUGGAACCCUUCACCCGCCUCAACGAUCUUUUUGCCAAUUUGGGACAAUGGGUAAACGUCGCUGUUCAGGAUUACAAUACCGAAACCAAACUUUGGAAGAUUUUGACUCUUGAUGGCACCCGAAGAUCCUUCGAAUUACCCCGUAUUUAUGUCAUGUUUAAAGCUGAAGAUCCAUCAGUUUUCGCGCGGAGAAUUAAAGCCGCCGUGGAUUUACGACGUGAAACUGAAGCUACUUUAAGAUAUAAAUUCUAUUUAAAUACAAUGCUUCUUGUCGACAUACCUGAAUUGGAUGACGAUUUAAUAGACAGGAUUUAUUAUUCUGCGACUAGAAACAAUUUUAUGAAAGAAGCGGCUUCAUGGUCGAAGCUCGUCAAACAAGUGCAAUUCUCUUAUCAGCAAACACAUUGCGAUCUUCAGUUCAGAAGAGAUGCUGAGAAAGACGCGAGAUUAAAGCCUUAUGUCGAAAUGACAGCCAAAGGAUGGGAUGAAACUCUUAGAAUUGUUCCUAAAUUCAAAACUGGGAUGAAAUCGUUUUCGGGAAUGUGUGAAUAUUUUAAAUGGAUGAACAUUUACGUGACUCCUGAGACGUAUCGAGCCAUGUUUUUAGUAGUUGGAGAAUGUUUAAAAAUCGAGCAAAUGUCCCUAUUUACUAAAAGUUACGGAAUCAAACAUAUCACACUUGAGGAGUUUGACACGGUGCAAUCUCAGUGCACUAAUAAUGUCAUCAAACAUAUGCAAGGACAGUGGGUCGAAACGGUUGUUUAUAAUAUAAGAAUGUGUUUAGGUGACGUGGGUAAAGGUUGGUUCGAUAUCAGCGUUUACAAUUACGAAGUAUACGAGGUUUCCAAGUUAAAAAGGUUUAUGGAAUUGGUUAAAUAUCGGAUGCAGUACACUUUGAGAAUCCUUGUUCUCCAUUCCAUCGAAGUGUUUAUCGAUCUGGUUGAAACUCCUUGCUUGCCGUGUCUCGGAGUUGAAGAUGAUUUCGUGUGGGGGUCCAACCUGAUUGAUAGCCCUUUCGUGUCAAGAGCUUCGGCAAUUUUCAUUUUACAAUUAAAGAUGGACGAGAAUUCUGCUUUCUACUCAACGCAUUUGGAACAAUUUGAGAAAGUUUUGCUUAGAUUGUACGACACGGCACUGACUUUUACGCACAAAAUCAAGCAGGUGCAUCCGUUUCUAUUAAAGAAUUUAAACUUUCCUCAUGAUUUGAUGUUAUCAUCUAUUGGUUUAUUGGCAGAAGAGGUAGUUAGUGUCAGGGAGAGAUUUCUUUUGGCUUACAAGAAGGCACUAAUACCUUUAAGAGCAUUUGCCAAAGAGUUUGACAUUUACAUUGAGCUUUUUACCCUCGAUGUCAAAGACUACGUCGAACAGUUUAAAAAUGACCAACACACGGCUUCCGAAGUUAAGGAAGAAGUUUCCUUUCAUUUGAGAAUGAAAGCUAAUUUGGAGGCUACUUUACCGACGACUAUAAUCAUAGGUCCGUUUUUCGUCACAAUCGAGCAAUUGAGACACUUUUUGAUUAGUAAACGCCAAGAGCUUGCAACUAAACUUUUGGAUAUGUUUUGUCAAAGAAUGAAAAAUUGUAUACUGGAUGUUCUCGCAGAAUACAACAGAAUAAGUGAGAAAUUGAAUGAAAAACCGGAUAAUAUCGAAAAUGUUUUCGAGAUACGGGAAUGGAUGGAGACCAUACCGAUGUUGGUCCGAACUCAAGAAGAUUUGGUUCGACGAUAUGUAAUUGAAUAUGAUGUUUUGGAGCACUUUUGGUAUGCUCUACCUCAAGAAGAUUUUGAAAAUAAAUGGGAAGCUGUCGGUUGGUCUUAUAAACUUUCAAAACAGGUCGAACAAACUGAACAGUAUCUCAAAGAAGAAGAGGAGAAGUUCUACAAGAUUCAACUGAACGACGAAUAUAACCUUCAAGAGAAAAUUGAAGGUUUUACCGCACAAGUUGUCAAAAUGGCCAAAGAGAAGGAUUUUUCUCGAACUCACGAAAUCGCCGUCGAUAUGCGUCGACUGUGGAAGGCCUUGAAAGAGGCACAAGAACAAGGACAGCUUUUGAAUCAGAGACAAAAACUCUUUAACAUUCCCGUUGUUCCGUUUGAUAAUCUUUUAAAAUUGAUCAAAGAGUUCGAGCCCUAUAAAACACUCUGGAUUACGGCUUCGGAUUGGUUGAGAGCAUAUGAAAUGUGGAUGGACAAUCCCCUUGUCAACAUUGACAGCGAAGCAAUAGAAAGAUUAGUUACAGAUAUGUACAAAACUAUAGUCAAAUCGGUUCGAGUUUUCGCCGAAAUUGAGGCAGUCCAACAAGUAGCACUAGAGGUGAAAAGGCAGAUCGAAGAGUUCAAACCCUUGAUUCCCCUUUUGUUAAGUUUGAGAAAUCCGGGGAUGAGGCAAAGACAUUGGGAUAAAUUUAAAGAAGAGACGGAUAUUAACUUAAUUUGGACUCCUGCGACUACGUUUAAGGAUUGCCUUGACCUGGGCGUGGCAGAAUAUACCGAGAGAUUAGUAGGAAUCGCUGAUGAAGCAAGUAAGGAGUAUACAGUCGAGCAGACAUUACAAAAAAUGAUGAACGAGUGGGAGAAUUGCACAAUGGAGCUAACUCCUUAUAAAGAUACAGGGACGUAUAUUAUGAAAAUUCCCGAAGAGACGCAACAGAUGCUCGAUGAUCACCUGGUAUUGACUCAACAGGUCAGUUUUAGUCCGUUCAAGGGACCGUUCGAGCAAAUGAUUGACCAGUGGGAGGAAAAUCUUAAGAUUACUUCAGAUGUCAUCGAGGAAUGGAUGGAUGUGCAAAAACAGUGGAUGUAUUUAGAACCUAUCCUAACAAGUGAAGAUAUCAGAAUACAACUUCCGGCAGAAAGUAAAAAAUACGGUUCGAUGGAACGGACCUGGCGCCGCAUUAUGAGAGGAGCUCGCGAUAAUCCAUAUAUUUUGAAAUAUUGCGCUGACCGAAAAUUGUACGAGAGUCUUAAAGACGCCAACCACAUUCUAGAUAUAGUCCAAAAGGGACUUGCGGAUUAUUUAGAAACUAAACGAAUGGUAUUCCCUCGAUUGUACUUCUUGAGUGACGACGAAUUGUUAGAGAUUUUGUCGCACGCCAAGAAUCCUUUGGCCGUGCAACCUCAUUUGCGUAAAUGCUUUGAAAACAUUGCGAGGCUUCAAUUCGAGACAGAUCUGUGCAUCACUCAGAUGUUUUCGGCCGAAGAUGAAUGCGUUAGUCUCACCCCCACUCUCUACCCCACUGCAAACGUAGAAAAUUGGUUACUUCUAGUGGAAUCAAGUAUGAGAAAUACAAUACGGACGAUCCUUGGAGAUUCAUUAAAAGAAAUCAAUGAUAAACCGAGAGACCAGUGGGUGCUCGAAUGGCCAGGACAAGUGGUCAUAGCAGGAAGUCAAACUUUUUGGACUGCCGGCGUGGAACACGGAAUUGGGGAAAAUACCCUGAAUGAUUUUCUGGAGAAUGUCGUUUUUACUAAUUUGGAUGCGCUUCGCGGUUUGGUCAAAGGUUCUUUGUCGUUCCUGCAUCGAGAAAUUCUUUCAGCUUUGAUUGUAAUUGAAGUACACGCACGUGACGUAACACAAAAAUUGGUCGACUUGAAUAUCACAAACGUGAAUGAUUUUGAUUGGAUAAGUCAAUUGAGAUAUUAUUGGGUGGAUCCCGACCUUAAGGUUCGAGCAGUGAAUGCAGAAUUUCAAUAUGGUUACGAAUAUUUGGGCAACAGCGGUCGUUUGGUUAUAACCCCUUUAACCGAUCGGUGUUACUUGACCUUGACAGGAGCUCUCCAUUUGAAAUUCGGAGGUGCUCCGGCUGGUCCGGCCGGUACUGGAAAAACGGAAACCACCAAAGAUUUAGCCAAAGCAAUGGCUUUGCAAUGUGUCGUAUUUAACUGUUCAGACCAAUUAGAUUUCAUGGCUAUGGGCAAGUUUUUCAAAGGAUUGGCCAGUUCCGGCGCUUGGGCGUGUUUCGAUGAGUUUAAUCGAAUUGAUAUUGAAGUCUUAUCAGUGGUAGCUCAACAAAUCACGACUAUUCAAAAAGCGCAACAAGCUCGUCUUGAUGUCUUUAUUUUCGAAGGGUCUGAAAUCAAAUUAAAGGAAUCUUGCGCUGUUUUUAUAACAAUGAAUCCUGGUUAUGCCGGCCGAACCGAACUACCCGAUAAUUUGAAAGCACUUUUCCGACCUGUUUCAAUGAUGGUCCCGGAUUAUAGCUUAAUUUCUGAAAUUUCUCUGUUUUCGUUUGGAUUUAGUAAUGCGAAGUUGUUGGCAAAUAAAAUAACCACAACUUUUAAAUUGAGUUCGGAACAAUUGAGCACACAGGAUCAUUACGAUUUCGGAAUGAGAGCUGUCAAAACUGUGAUAGCAGUUGCUGGGAAUUUGAAACGAGAGAAACCAGAAAUGAACGAAAGUCAGAUUGUGUUGAGAGCGUUGCGGGAUGUGAACGUUCCCAAGUUUUUGAAGGACGACCUUAAAUUGUUUAAUGGAAUAGUAUCUGAUCUGUUUCCAAAAAUGGUGGAGGAGCCGGUCGAUUACGGCGUGUUGGAGGAAUCGAUUCGUGCGUCUUGUAUCAAGAUGGGAUUAGAAGACGUGAACGAAUUUGUCCGGAAAGUGAUUCAAUUAUACGAAACUACGAUAGUCCGACAUGGAUUAAUGCUGGUGGGACCGACGGCGUCCGGGAAAACAAAGUGUUAUGAAGUGUUAAAAGCUGCGAUGACGGCGCUCGAGGGCCAACCCCAACCCAGCGGCCAACCAUUUCGCCCCGUCCACACCUAUGUCAUGAACCCCAAAUCCAUCACAAUGGGGCAACUAUACGGUGAAUUUGAUUUGCAGACCCACGAAUGGACCGACGGGAUUCUUCCCUGUUUGGUCCGCAUAGGAGUGGCUGCGGAAAACAAAGACAAGCGUUGGUACGUUUUCGACGGUCCCGUGGAUGCCGUCUGGAUCGAAAACAUGAACACUGUCCUCGACGAUAACAAAAAACUGUGUUUAAGCAGUGGCGAAAUUAUUAAACUGCGAGAUACAAUGACGAUGAUGUUUGAAGUUGCAGAUCUAGCUGUGGCUUCUCCGGCGACUGUCUCUCGAUGUGGGAUGGUUUACCUUGAGCCGGGAGUUUUGGGAUUAGCGCCGUUUAUCAACUGUUGGUUGAAACGACUCCCGAAGUUGGCAGCACCGUAUGCGGAAAAAUUCAAAGAAUUAAUUUAUACUUAUGUAGUGCCAGGAAUUGAACUGGUACGUAAUCGUCUUAGAGAGAUUUUGACUUCAGUGGAUUCGGCUCUUUUGUAUAAAUUUUUACGUUUGAUGGAUUACUGGCUUUUGCCGUUAUCCGGGCGUGAUAAUAAACCACCACCAGGACCGCAAUUUUUAGCCUUGAUUCCCGGGCUUUUGGCCCCUUGGGUUAUUUUUUCCAUGAUUUGGAGCGUCGGUUGUACUUGUGAUAAUCGGAGUCGUGUCUUUUUUGACCACUGGCUUCGAGAAAAAAUGUCUGAGGAACGAAAUGAGCCUUAUUUUCCCCGAAAUGGUCUAGUGUACGAUUAUAGAUUGCACGAUGGUGGGUUUACUGACCCUACAGAAGAUGGGCAACCCAUCCCACCUCAAUGGUAUAGUUGGAUGGAUAAUGUGGAAGAAUUUAAAAUUACUGUCGACAUGAAAUAUUCUGAUAUGGAAGUUCCGACUAUGGAUAAUGUCCGAAACGCGAAAAUGUUAGAAAUAGUUUUGAACAAUUACGAUAAUGUGUUAUGCGUGGGCCCCACGGGAACGGGAAAAUCUCUCACAGUUGUCGGAAAGUUAAGUCGAAGUAUGCACAAGAAGUUUAUUUGCGAUUUUAUGAGUUUCUCAGCGAGAACUUCAGCCAAUCAGACUCAGGAUUUGCUCGAUUCGAAACUGGAUCGACGCAGAAAAGGCGUGUUCGGUCCUCCGGUCCUAAAACGUCAGAUAUUUUUUAUCGAUGAUUUUAACAUGCCGGCUUUAGAAGUGUACGGUGCCCAACCCCCCAUUGAACUAAUUCGACAAUGGAUGGAUUUCGGAGGCUGGUACGACCGGAAAAACAUCGGCGACUUUCGUACAAUCAUCGAUACAAAUUUUUGCGUCGCAAUGGGACCCCCUGAAGGAGGCAGAAACCCGGUCACGGCUAGAUUAUUAAGACAUUUCCAUUAUUUGGCCUUCAUCGAAAUGGAGGAUGAUAGUAAAAGGAAAAUUUUCGGAACGAUUUUUAAAUUUUGGAUGGACCGAAUUCCGGAAGAGUAUUCUCUGGGAGAAUAUUACGAACCGAUUUUAGAAGCAACACUCAGUGUUUAUAGCACGAUUUUAAAAGAGUUGCUUCCUACGCCCGCAAAAACACACUAUACCUUUAAUUUGCGAGAUUUGAGUAAAGUUUUUCAAGGGUUGUUAAUGUUUAAUCCGGAAAAAAUGACAGAUAUAAAUUUAUUGGUGCGUUUGUGGUACCACGAAUGUUGUCGCAUUUUCCAAGAUAGAUUAGUGAACGACGACGACAGAAACUGGUUUGCAAAUUUGCUCAAAAGUAAAAUCGAGAGUGACUACGAUGUUGAUCCUGCUUCGGCUCUUGGGACACAAAUGUUGUUUUUCGCUGAUUUUAUCGAUCCUACGACUGAUUAUCGCGAGUAUGAACAAAUCACUGACCCAACGAGAUUAUCGAACGUCCUUGAUUAUUAUUUGAACGAGUAUAACGACCAGAGCACUCGUCCGAUGAAGUUAGUCCUAUUCCUUGAUGCAAUUUCGCACGUUUGUCGCAUUUCGAGGAUCAUUCGUCAGCCACUAGGCAAUGCACUUCUAUUGGGUGUAGGCGGAUCCGGCAGACAGAGUCUGACGAGACUGGCGACCUUUAUGGCGGAGUACGUUUGUUUCCAGAUUGAAAUUCACAAAACUUACGGCAUGUUUGAAUGGCGCGAGGACAUCAAAGGACUUAUGCUUAAAGCCGGUCUUCAAAGACGCGAAACUGUUUUUCUUUUCUCAGACACACAAAUUAAAUCCGAGUCAUUUCUAGAAGACUUGAAUAAUGUGCUAAAUUCUGGAGACGUCCCUAAUAUUUAUCAACCGGACGAAUUGGAUAAGAUUUUCCAAGAAAUGAGAGGUGUGGUACAAGAAAUGGGUCUCGUGGCGACAAAAUCAAAUCUAUUUGCCACUUAUCAGAAAGUUGUUAGGUCGAAUUUGCACACAGUUGUUACAAUGAGUCCGAUCGGUGAUAUUUUCCGGGCUAGACUGCGCCAGUUUCCGGCUUUAGUCAAUUGUUGUACAAUCGACUGGUUUAGCGAAUGGCCGGAUUCUGCCCUUCAGUCGGUAGCGUUUCAAUUUUUGGAUGACAUGGCAGAAUUGAACGUGGAAGAAGAAGUCCUUCAUGGAAUCGUUAUGGUGUGUCAAUUUAUGCAUGCGAGUGUCGUCGAUGCGAGCAUACUUUACAAGCAAGAGCUGUCAAGACAUAAUUAUGUCACACCAACGUCGUAUCUCGAACUUUUGUCGAGCUAUACUGAUCUCAUGUUGAAAAAAAGGGGAGCUUUAUCGGAAGGCAUCACGAGAUUGUCGACCGGGUUGGAUAAGCUCAAAAGCACUGCAGAAGAAGUAAAAAUCCUCCAGGCCAGCCUCGAAGAAAUGAAGCCGGCGUUGGAAGCCGCGAAACAAGACGCCGAAAUAAUGAUCGCCGAAAUCGCUAAAGACCAAAUCGUGGCCGAAGAGACGAAAGAAAUCGUUGAAAAAGAAGAGCUCGAGGCGGCUAAAAAAGCUCUCGAAACCCAAACAAUCGCCGACGACGCUCAACGAGAUUUAGAUGAGGCAAUGCCGGAUCUGUUAGCGGCUGAGGCUAGUUUGAAAUCGCUUAAUAAAAAUGAUAUUUCUGAAGUGCGAUCGAUGAAGCGUCCGCCGGCAGGGGUAGUAUAUGUCAUUGAAUCGAUUUGCAUCAUUAAAAACAUCAAACCGGCGAAAUUACCCGGAAGAAUGCCUGGAGAAAAAGUUUUAGACUACUGGGAACCGGGGCGCAACAUGCUCGCUGAUCCGGGCGUGUUUUUAGCCUCGUUAAUGAACUUUGAUAAAGAAUCAAUCACCGAAGAAAUGAUCGACAAGUUAAAAAAUUACGUAUCGAAUCCACAAUUUCAGCCGGCAAAAGUGGCGAAAGUUUCGAAAGCGUGCAAGUCGCUUUGUAUGUGGGUCCACGCGAUGUACAAAUACUACUUUGUAAAUAGGCGAGUAGCGCCAAAGAAAGCCGCUUUGGCACAGGCGAAAGCCGAGUUAGCCAAAACUGAAGCGGCUUUAGCCGAGGCCAAAGCUAAAAUGCAAGCGGUUAUGAAUAAUUUACGGUUGUUACAAGAAAAAUUAGGGGCAAAAAUUGCAUUCAAAGAGGAGAAAGAAGCGAGUAUCCAAAUUUGUUUAGAACGGAUGAGUCGAGCAGUUCGCUUAAUCAACGGAUUAUCUGACGAGAGAGUUCGCUGGUUGAACACCAUUUCAAGUAUUGAAGCGAGUGUUGUCAACGUCACGGGAGACAUCCUAUUGAGUGCCGGAGCUGUGGCUUAUCUCACCCCGUUUACGGAUAAAUACCGACGAGGGUUGUUGUCCGAAUGGUUAAAAGCGAUAAGGGAACAGAAAAUUCCCUGUUCGGUUGAUCCUAAUCCGGUUUCGGUGUUAGCCGAACCGGUCCAAAUACGUGCAUGGCAGUUGGACGGCCUACCGAGGGAUUAUUUCUCAACGGAGAAUGCUGUUCUUGUUUCAAAUUCGAAACGUUGGCCUUUGUUUAUAGAUCCUCAAGGCCAAGCCAACAAAUGGGUGAAGAAUAUGGAAAGGGCUCAAGGGUUGGCGGUGUGUAAGAUGGCCGAUAAGGAGCUGUUGCGUACUUUAGAGUCAGCGGUUAGGUUUGGUAAACCAGUUUUGAUCGAAGGAAUCGGAACAGAUUUAGAUCCGUCUCUGGAUCCUGUUUUGCUUAGACAAAAGUUUAAACAGGCAGGAACCUGGAUGUUGAAGUUGGGUGAAGUCGUAGUGCCUUACGAUGACGAUUUCCACUUAUACAUGACUACGAAAUUACCAAAUCCCCAUUAUACUCCUGAAGUUUCAGUUAAGGUUCUUUUGGUGAACUUUACUCUGGUCCCGAGUGGCUUGCAAGACCAGUUACUGGCUUUGGUUGUAAUGCAGGAACGUCCCGACUUGGAGGACCAGAGAAGUCAGUUGAUUGUCGGGAGUACACAGAUGAAACAGGAAUUGAAAGAAAUCGAAGAUAGGAUUUUGUAUAAGUUGAGUUCGUUGGAAGGUUCACCUUUGGAUGAUUUAGAUUUUAUAAUAACACUCGAAGCAUCGAAAGUUAAGAGCGACGAUAUUAAAAAUAAAGUGGUCGCCGCAGAAAUAACACAAAUCGACAUCGACAAUACACGUGCCCUGUACAUUCCAGUGGCAAAUAGGGCACAGAUAUUAUUCUUCUGUUUGUCCGAUUUAUCAAACGUCGACCCUAUGUAUCAAUACUCGUUGGAGUGGUUCGUCGGUAUUUUUAUAGCAAGUAUGGCUGAUACGGAACGAACCGAAAAUAUUGAAGAAAGAGUUGUGAUAAUUAACGACUUCUUUACGUUCAGUUUGUAUAGUAAUGUUUGUCGCAGUUUGUUUGAAAAACACAAAUUACAUUUUGCGUUUUUGAUGUGUGCAAGGAUAUUAAUGGACAAAGGGAAAAUCGACGGACAUGAAUGGCACCACUUUUUGGCAGGAAGCACCCCUCUUUCGGAAGAUCCAAACCCCGCGCCUGAUUGGCUCUCAGGCAAAGCGUGGAAGGAAAUCCUCGCAAUGCGCGUCCUUCCAAAUUACAUCCAAUUCGUCGAUACUUUUGAUCAAUACAAAGAAGAUUAUCGCGUCAUAUUUGAGUCUGCAGAUCCACACAGAAAACCUUUACCUGAAGAGUUCGAAAAGUCAUUCUCCGAGUUUCAAAAGCUAUUAGUUUUGAAGUGUUUACGUCCCGACAAAGUGACAAACGCCAUGCAAGACUUUAUUUCGUCCAAAAUGGGUCAGAGAUUUAUCGAGCCACAGACCACGGAUUUAUCAGUCGUGUUCAAAGACUCCGGUCCUACAACGCCUUUGAUUUUCGUCCUAUCCACCGGAACGGAUCCGGCCGCAGAUCUCUACAAGUUUGCAGACAAGAUGAAAUUCGCCAAGAGGAUGUUUUCGAUUUCGUUGGGUCAAGGCCAAGGACCGAUUGCUGAGAAAAUGCUACACAAUGGAACCGAACUCGGGUCGUGGAUUUUCUUCCAGAAUUGUCACCUGGCCCCUAGUUGGAUGCCACGUUUGGAACGUCUAGUAGAGAAUAUCUCGCCAGAAAUUGUGCAUCGCGAUUUCAGAAUUUGGUUGACGUCGACACCGUCGCCGCACUUCCCAGUCUCUAUCUUACAAAACGGGAGUAAGAUGACCAUUGAACCUCCGGCGGGGAUUAAAGCCAACAUCAUGCGUGCUUACACGAAUCAGGUGUCUGAUUUGAUCGAUAUCCUGCACGGCGAAGGCCCGAAAAAUUUUAAUUUUAAAUGGUUGUUGUUUUCGUUGAGUCUCUUUCACGGCGUUUUGCUCGAACGACGCAAAUUUGGACCAUUGGGAUUCAAUAUCCCUUAUGAAUUUACAGACGGUGAUUUGAAAAUUUGCAUCUCACAGCUUAGGAUGUUCCUGUGGGAGUACGUCGACAUUCCUUUCAAAGUUUUAACCUACACGGCAGGUCAUAUCAAUUACGGGGGAAGAGUAACCGAUGAUUGGGAUAGGAGGUGUCUGAUGAAUAUUUUGGCCGAUUAUUAUAAGCCGGAAGUGGUCAAUGGGGAUUACGUCUUUGACGCACUCGGAUUUUACCACCAAAUGCCUGCAGAGACUUCGUAUUAUGAUUACUUGGACUAUAUCAAACACUUUCCGAUUAACGAUGAUCCGGAACUGUUCGGAAUGCAUCCUAAUGCUGACAUCUCAUUUGCACAAGCACAAACUUAUAGUUGCUUAUCAACUCUGCUGACGCUGCAGCCGAGACAAGUCGGAGGUGCAGCUGCGAGUGAAGAGGAAAUUAUUGCACAAACGGCAGCUUCCAUACUUAAUCAUUUGCCGAGACCAUUCGAUUUGGAAGCGAUUUCCGUGAAAUAUCCGGUCCUGUAUGAGGAAUCAUUAAACACAGUUUUAAUUCAAGAAGGAAUUCGCUUUAACCGCCUUCUCAAAGCAAUCGAAAGCAGCCUCAAAGACCUUCUUAAGGCCAUCAAAGGCCUUGUUGUAAUGUCCGAAGCACUUGAUAAAAUGGCGACUAGUUUAUUUAGCAACAUCGUACCAGCCCUAUGGUCUAGUAAAGCCUACCCUUCACUCAAACCUUUAGGCGCUUGGGUUGCGGAUUUAGACGCCCGUGUCAAGUUUUUAAACACGUGGGUCGAGCAAGGCAUUCCUGCCGUUUUCUGGAUUUCGGGUUUCUACUUCCCUCAAGCUUUCCUCACUGCGACUUUGCAGAAUUUCGCUCGAAAAUAUGUUGUGUCAAUCGAUACGAUUAAUUUUUCGUUUGAGGUUCUCGAGAAUGCUCCAGUAAGGCGGCCGGAUGAUGGGUGUUGUAUAUGGGGGCUGUUUCUGGAGGGUGCUAGAUGGAAUAGUUCGUUACAGACUUUAGAUGAAUCGCACCCUAAAGAAUUGUAUACUGAAAUGCCGGUGGUUUGGUUACUACCAGAGGAAAAUCAUGUUAAACCGGAAGGGAGAUAUGUGUGUCCGGUUUACAAGACUUUGACUAGAGCUGGGGUUUUGUCGACUACAGGACACUCGACAAAUUAUGUUUUAGCGAUUGAAGUGCCGAGCAAAAAAUCGGAAGCGCAUUGGAUCAAAAGAGGAGUAGCACUAAUCUGUGCACUGGAUUACUAAAUGAAAAGAAUUUUUAUUUUAAGUUUUUUUUAUUUAAUUAAAUAUAUUUUUGUAACAAACUUGGUAACAAAGGUUUUUCAUU